AUGAAGGAAGCGGUUUCGUUGAACCAGGCGAUCGACCGACUGAAAGUCUUGAGGGAUUCGGGCCUUCGACAGAGCCAGGAGGUGGUCGAAUUGGCCGAAGUUAUCUUGGGGACUGCUGGACGAACCAGUCGGUUGGGUGAUGAUCUCUGGACGGUUUAUGAACAGGUCGCAGUGGCUGCAUUGGACGUCGGAAACGUCGAGCUUGCUAAGACGCUCAUCCAACGCUUAGAAGCUAAAUUUCCCAAAUCAGCUCGAGUGACAGUAUUGCAUGGGAUGUUGAUGGAAGCUCAAGGCGAUCUACUGGGUGCUAAGAGCUUUUAUGAGCAAGAGUUAGAGAAAUCGUUUAGUCCGAAGAAUGCUGAUUUAGGCAGUGUCGGAGAGCUCAACAUGCGUGUCCGGAAACGAUUGAUUGCACUCCACCUACACCAUUCACCUCCCACUUGUCCCCAAGCAUCCCAACCCUCCUCCUCAUCAUCAUCAACAUCGUCCACUCCAUUUUCACUCCACACAGCGAUUCAACUCCUGGUCGAUCACCUUGAUACCGUCUAUUCUGAUCCUGAGGGCUGGCUCCAACUUGCGGACAUUUACGCUAGUCUAGGACUAUACGAGCAAAGUCUGUCAGCCUUAGAGGACUUGAUCUUAAUCCAACCCGAAAAUACCUUCCAUAUCUUGCGAUAUGCCGAGACUGCUUAUACGGCGGGUGAAUAUGAACUCGAGUCUAAGGGUGGACCGUGUCGAAGAGCCGCACUUGGCUUGAAAGUCUGUAUUCAACGGUUACCGAAAUCAAGCACGAGACAAGAGAUUGAGAAAGUGAUCGAUGAGGCGUUGGUGACGUGUUAUAGUCAGGACUGGGUGCCCCUCCAACCUGGCUUACGAGUGGCAUCUGAACCAUGUAGAAAAGUCUUGAAAACAUUCCUUACUCAGCAUUCUUCAUCCUCCUAA
This is a messenger RNA of Puccinia graminis f. sp. tritici CRL 75-36-700-3, 942 nucleotides long. RefSeq lists its product as uncharacterized. The record is from RefSeq and is a predicted model, not a curated record. Gene Ontology annotation, biological process: protein folding in endoplasmic reticulum. Gene Ontology annotation, molecular function: protein binding. The transcript has 7 exons. NCBI's taxonomy places the organism in Eukaryota, Fungi, Basidiomycota, Pucciniomycetes, Pucciniales, Pucciniaceae. The coding region runs from base 1 to 942 and encodes 313 amino acids. Gene Ontology annotation, cellular component: EMC complex.